AUGUCCAGUUUUCGAAUGAUUGUGGUAGGAUUAUUUUUGGUCUUCACUGUAGCCCCUUCAGCUUCCAGUGGUUAUACCAAUCCUUGUCAAUCGCAGCAAUACGGUCAAAGAUUAAAAAGUUUAAGCAAUAUCGUGUUUAAAGGCGAAGACAAAAAUUACAAAUUUGACAUCAGAAUUUGUCAUGACGUAGACAAGUAUGCUGGUGCUGCUAUCGUUCAAUUCGACAAGAAAGACAGUAAAAAUUAUACUAUUGGAAAGACUGCAAAUCUUACCGUUAAGGCUGGAUCCAACUGGAUGUUACUGACUUAUGGAGACGGAGAUGCUUAUAAAAGCCACUGCAAUAAAAGACCGCGUAAAGGGUUAAUAAUGCUAACCUGUGCUGCUGGUACUUCGAGCACAGUGAAGGUACUAGAAGAGUAUAGAGAGACAACUCCGGUGACGAAUGACUGCUAUUAUCUAUUCGAAAUAGCUACUGGUGCCUCGUGUGGAAAUGAUAACGGGCCACCUUUACCUCUAAGUCCUGGAUCUAUUUUUGUAAUAGUUGUUAUAGCACUUCUGGCUGGCUUUCUUGUUUUAGGUAUACUAUUGAAAUGUCUGCUAUAUGGAGCUCGCGGAAAGGAGGCCGUUCCAUGUUAUGAUCUUUGGACUACUUUCUUUACCUUGCAAGCGGAUGGUUGUGACUAUAUGUGUCGGUGUAAGAAAUCGUUUACUUCGACUGGCGAUUGGGAAAAUCGCGAUAAUGAUUAUUCUCCGGAACUCUUUCAAGAUAAGAAAUCUAGCGCCGAUGAUCGCUUACUUUCGCCGUAGACAUCACGGAACAUGUAUGAAAAUUUACAAGUUUGGUUGGCUUGUUAUUCGCUUCGAG
Messenger RNA from Trichoplax adhaerens, 865 nucleotides. RefSeq lists its product as hypothetical. The transcript has 7 exons. The record is from RefSeq and is a predicted model, not a curated record. Gene Ontology annotation, molecular function: protein domain specific binding. Gene Ontology annotation, biological process: protein targeting to lysosome. NCBI's taxonomy places the organism in Eukaryota, Metazoa, Placozoa, Uniplacotomia, Trichoplacea, Trichoplacidae. Gene Ontology annotation, cellular component: endosome; Golgi apparatus; trans-Golgi network. The coding region runs from base 1 to 807 and encodes 268 amino acids.